Molecule: messenger RNA, 1353 nt
Organism: Colletotrichum gloeosporioides
Lineage: Eukaryota; Fungi; Ascomycota; Sordariomycetes; Glomerellales; Glomerellaceae
Exons: 3
Coding region: 1-1353 (450 amino acids)
Molecular function (GO): protein binding
Source: RefSeq, a predicted model, not a curated record
AUGUCGCUAUUCGGAAACUUCGACGUCGCGAAGCUGGCCUCCCAGCUAGGCGGCUUCACCAUCCCCGACGAUCCCGAGAUCCAGCACGAAUACGGAUCAAAGGACUUUGGCUACAGCAACCACGGCUCCCACCCCGGCGGCUACGACGGCCAGCCCCCCGCAGGCUACGCCGGCGGCCCGCAGAACGGCGCCGACGAGUACAAGCGCGAGCACCCCGACGCCUUCGGCACCGCGGAUCCAGAGCGCUCCGCCGCCGCUUCCUACGGCGCGGGCGCGUUCUCUGCCGCUGCCGCCGGCACCUAUGGCGCCCACGCCCCUUAUCCCACGGACUCGCCCCGCCCGGAGCACCGCUACGGCGACCAGCAGAGCCCCUACCCCUCAGAGUCCCCGCGCCCCGAGCACAGGCCGUACGGGGAGAGCGCGAGCCCGUACCGCCCGCCGCCGCCGGAGCACGGCUAUGAACGCCCGCCCUCGCCGCGUCUGCCGGAGGGCUGGGCCAAGAGGUUCGAUGAGCGAAGCGGGCGGUGGUACUACGUCAGCCCGAACAACUCGACGCAGUGGGAGCCGCCUGCGCCGCCCUCGCCCGUCGUGUCGCCGCCGCCGCUGGAGCCGAGGUACGAGGAUCGGUAUGCGGGAGGAGGGCACUCGCCGCGUCCGGGGUAUGGUGGGCACUCGCCUCAGCCGGGAUAUGGCGGGCACUCGCCGGCGGAGUACGCUGCUGGCGCUGCGGCGGCGGGCGCGGUGGCAGGUGCUGCUGCGGGGUACUACGCGGGACAUAAUUACGAGCAGGGCCAGCCUCAUCAGCAACCGCAGUAUCAUGACCCGAACCGGUCGUACGGCCAGCCACGGUAUGGCCAGCCCCAGGGAUCGCCGUAUGGGCAGCCUCAGGGAUCUCCAUAUGGGCAGCCUCAUGCAUCGCCGUUUGGCCAACCUUCAGGAUCGCCGUACGGUGGCGGGUCGCCCUAUGGACAGCCGCAAGCUUCGCCGUACGGUCAGCCCCAGCAGCAGGCGUAUGGACACCCGUACGGUCAGCAGUAUGAGCAGGGCAGCGAGGAGAAGAAGAAGAAGAAGAGCAGUAGCAGCAACAUGCUGCUCGGCGUGGCUGACUCGGACUCCGACGAAGAGCGCCACCAGGAGCGAUACGAACGAGGCAGCGACUCCGGAUCCGAGCACCGCUACCGCGAGUACGAGCGCGACGAGAGCGACCGGGAGUCGUUGCGGGAGGCCAGGAGGGAGUACGAGGAGGAGCUGGCCAGCGCGCGGGGGUCGAGCUGCAGCAGCAGCGACCGGGAGUCGUUGCGUGAGGCGAGGGAGGAGUAUGAGGAGGAGUUGCAUGAUUACUACGAUGACUGA